GGCGGGCCACAUUAACUUCCGGGGGGCGGGGUUAAAAGCUGAAAUGUUUUGUUUUUGAAGUCUCCCCCAACUUAAGCAGUUUGUUGGAACAAGUCUAUGUGCGUGAAUGUGUAGUUGCUAGCGGUUAAAACCAAUGGACGCCUUGCACAGACACCGGUCACUUUAUAAAGGAACGACUCCGCCAUGGAAAGAAACAUACCGCAGGGGCUGCAUAGACAGACUGAAAAACAGCCGGUCGAGGCUGUUGGAGAGGUACCGUGGCAUGUCAGAGAGCCAGCAGCGCAGCGGCUCGGGCGCCUCCAUCAUCGUCCAGGAGGUGAUGGAGGAGGAGUGGACCGCCCUGGGGUCAGAGGACCGGAGACUGCCCUCCCUGUGGGGGCCGGAGGGCAUGGCUGAGAUGUUCAGUGUCAUGAAAGAGUAUGACGAACUGGCCGUCCUUGAAGAAAUCCAACAGGAGCUCAUGUCUCAAGAAAUGUCUAUUAUUGAUGAGUAUGAGAGGAACCUGCAGUUUGAACAGCAGUACAUAUCGUCUGUUGUGGAAGGGAUGGAGGAGAUGCAUGUUAUUUGCCCCAUAUGUCGCACGAACAACUUGAAUAUCAACAGCCAUUUCAUCUCCUGCCCCUGUGGACUGUACAUCAACACCAAGAAACAGAACAUUACUCCAGACAUCCUGUGCCGUCUUCUGGAGUCCAGAGUGUCAGAGCACAUGGAGGACUGCCUCUACAACCCCGUUUUUUCCGUAACUCCAAACACAGACAGCUCUCCAAACCUGAUGAUAAGCUGCAAGGUUUGUGACUACUUGUCCAUCGUGCUGUGAAAGCAGACAUGGCUAUUAUGAGUUACUUGACUCGUGAGAUUUGAUUUUGAGUUUUUUGUACUCUGCAUUUUUUGUGAAAUAAAGGCUGUUUUAAUAUUUAA
Xiphias gladius (swordfish) is the source of this 918-nucleotide messenger RNA. RefSeq names its product RPA interacting protein (gene rpain). Gene Ontology annotation, cellular component: nucleus; PML body. Lineage: Eukaryota; Metazoa; Chordata; Actinopteri; Istiophoriformes; Xiphiidae. The coding region runs from base 134 to 817 and encodes 227 amino acids. Gene Ontology annotation, biological process: protein import into nucleus. The record is from RefSeq and is a predicted model, not a curated record. The transcript is spliced from 7 exons.